Darwinula stevensoni is the source of this 1624-nucleotide messenger RNA. The record is from the annotation of a GenBank genome assembly. Lineage: Eukaryota; Metazoa; Arthropoda; Ostracoda; Podocopida; Darwinulidae.
UGACCUCAAGCAUAGCUUGAGCACCCUUGAGCACCUAACACCGAAGAAGAUGCCGACGACGCCCCUGAGUAGUGCGGGUCAUGUAUUCGCUCACUAUGACCAUAGGAUCAUUAGUACAGUCCUGGAUUGUGGAUUAGAUAACCCGAAGGUGGACAUGGUAUUCGACAAGGUGUACGAAAAUUUCGUAGGAGAAAUAGAUGCUUGUGGCAAUAGCCCUAGAAUCUAUGAUUGCAAGAACAAAAGGUUCCAAAUCAGGACAAACCUCACUAACCGAAUCGGAAACCUGAACCCUCAUUGGAAUGAGCCAGACAAAAAUACGGACGACGGCUUCAGCAAUGCCUUCAUCGCCGCCAUGCAGACGGCAGGGAAUGAAUUCAAAAGCUGUAUCACAUACUUCGGGACUGUGUGGUUGCCUGCCCGAGAGAUGCUUCUCAAGGCCUUUCAAACAGGUAAUAGCUUGAAGAAGAAUCGGCCUGAAAUCCAACCCGGUUGUUCCACUAUGGCCCAACCUCCAGAGUCGAGUUGCAAGAUAGCAACUCAUAAUGGAAAAUUCCAUUGUGAUGAGGCUCUUGCCUGCUUCAUGCUCCAGGUGCUCCCUGAAUAUAAAGACGCCAAAAUAAUUAGAACGAGAGAUGAGGAAUUGCUUUCAAAAUGUGACGUAGUUGUGGAUGUGGGUAAGAGGUACAUCCCAGAAGAAUGUCGCUUCGACCACCAUCAAAAUGACUUCAAGCAUAGCUUGAGCACCCUUGAGCACCUAACACCGAAGAAGAUGCCGACGACGCCCCUGAGUAGUGCGGGUCUUGUAUUCGCUCACUUUGGCCAUAGGAUCAUUAGUACAGUCCUGGAUUGUGGAUUAGAAGACUUGAAGGUGGACGUGGUCUUCGACAAGGUGUACGAAAAUUUCGUAGAAGAAAUAGAUGCUUGUGACAAUGGCUACAGCAUCUGUGAUUGCAAGAAGAAAAAGUUCCAAAUCAGGACAAACCUCACUAACCGAAUCGGGAAUAUGAACCCUCAAUGGAAUGAGAAAGACAAAAAUACGGACGACGGCUUCUACACUGCCUUCCUCGCCGCCAUGGAGACGGCAGGGAAUGAAUUCAAAAGCUGUAUCACAUACUUCGGGACUGUGUGGUUGCCUGCCCGAGAGAAGCUUCUCGAGGCCUUUAAAACAGGGUUUCAGGAUGAAAGUCGGGAGAUCCUUGCCUUACAAGAUGGCUUUCCAUGGAUGAAGCAUCUCUUUGAGUUGGAGGAAGAAGGCGAAAAAUAUACUUUGAAAAAAGGACAAGUUAAGUUUGUUAUCUUCCCUGACCUAAAAGGAUAUUGGAAAAUUCAGGCUGUUCCGAUCAGUGCUGAUGACCGCAAGUUGAGGGUGCCUUUACAUCCUGGCUGGAGGGUAUUGACAAAUGAGGUGGAGAAAGUGGAUGGGACCGUAUUCGUGCAUAGAAGUGGAUUCUUUGGAGUGAACAAAACACAAGAUGGAGCCAUCAACAUGGCCAAGAUUUCAUUGGCUGCUUUUCAGCAGGCAAGGAAUAACGAAGGAAUGACUAGAUCGGCGACAACGGCGAGAUUUGGAGGUGAAAUGUCUUCAAGAGGGGCAUCUGCAACCAGUACAUGGCCCAGAUCCAAG